UUUCAUAUGUGAAAACCGGUUUAUUCACUUCCCAUUGUAUAGGCUUAUGUUGGGAAAUGGAGACCUACUGACAGUAGACUGAUCAGAUUAGGGCCUGACUUUUACUUUGAUAAAUAUUAUUUCAAGAUAGCCUGCCUAACAGUGUUUUUUGUGGAUGUGCAUUCUAGUAAAUAGUAUUUGAUCAUCAAGUGAAUGUGUGCAUAAUGUACUGGAUAUAUCAUCAAAGACUUUGAGUAUCGGCCGUGGCUCAAUUCUCUGACAGAGAGUGUAGUCCUUCCCUAAACUGAAGAAUUACCUUGCAGUGGUUACAAUUUUUUUAGUUGGCUUACAUCUUGAGGCUGUAAUAUUUUUAAUAGGAGAGAUUUUACCACAAUGAAUAGACUGGAAAGACGCAGGUCCCAAAAUGGCAGCCGAAAGAAAAAGGUAUUAUUGAUGGGGAAGAGUGGGUCAGGGAAGACUAGCAUGAGGUCAAUCAUCUUUGCCAAUUACAUUGCUAGAGACACCAGGAGAUUAGGGGCUACAAUUGAUGUUGAGCACUCACAUGUACGUUUUCUAGGCAACCUUGUCUUAAAUUUGUGGGACUGUGGUGGACAAGAAGCAUUCAUGGAGAACUAUUUUGCCAGCCAGCGUGACAACAUCUUCCGCAACGUGGAGGUUCUCAUCUAUGUGUUUGAUGUAGAAAGUCGAGAGCUUGAGAAGGACAUGCACUACUACCAAUCAUGUUUAGAAGCAAUCUUGCAGAACUCACCAGAUGCCAACAUCUUCUGCCUCAUACAUAAGAUGGAUCUGGUCCAGGAAGAUCAGAGAGAUGUGAUUUUCAAAGAAAGAGAAGAUGAUUUAAGAAGGCUGUCAAAACCUCUAACCUGCACUUGCUUCAGAACGUCCAUAUGGGAUGAAACACUUUACAAAGCUUGGAGCUGUAUAGUCUAUCUUCUAAUUCCAAAUGUCCAGCAGUUAGAAACCAACUUACAGAAAUUUGCAGAAAUUAUAGAUGCUGAUGAAGUUCUAUUGUUUGAAAGAGCAACCUUUUUGGUUAUCUCUCACUGCCAACGGAAACCACACAAAGAUGUUCAUCGGUUUGAGAAAAUAAGCAACAUCAUUAAGCAAUUCAAGCUGAGUUGUAGUAAACUAGCAGCAUCAUUUCAAAGCAUGGAAGUCAGAAAUAGCAACUUCGCAUCGUUCAUCGAUGUGUUUACUUCAAACACAUAUGUGAUGGUCAUCAUGUCUGACCCGACCAUACCCUCUGCCGCAACAUUGAUCAACAUUAAAAACGCAAGGAAACAUUUUGAACGGUUAGAGAGGGUAGAGUCGGGUUCUGUUAUGCAACACUGAACACAAUUGUUGUCAACAGAAUGCAACAUGGCCACAAGCAACACUGCCAUAUUGCAGCUGGAUUUCGUUGCAACAUGGGAACUGGAACACAGCAACCUUUUGAAGUAGACUAAACAAGAAAAAUUGUAGGAAACAUAGGCAACAUUGUAGGUUACAUAGGCAACAUUGCAAUAUGGCAAUGUUGUGCUUUGACAAUUUUGCAUAAUGAGUAACGUAACACAGACAUUACAAUACUAUAAUGCUGCACCAUGGCAAUGUUGUAUACUUGAGUAUAUGGAACACCGGCAACAAUACAGGAAACAUUGAAAUGUUAUAAAGCAACAUGAGAAACUCAUGCAUUUAGCUAAUUUGGAAAUACAUUAACAAUUGCUUUUACAUGAAGGUUUAUGUCCAAACUGUUUAUACAGUUAGGGAACAUCCAUUGUUUUCAUGUUUUUUACAAUAGUAGAAAACAUAUGCCAGAAUGUGUUGAUGACCAAUGUUUAUCAAUCAAAAAAUGGUGCCAAAACAAUUUAUCAAAUGUACAGUAUGUAUACAUAAAUUAAUUAAUGCCUCAUCUAAAAUGUCAGGUCCCUGUAGGACUGUCUGACUCUUUUGGAGGUGUUUGCAUCAGGUGGUCUUCUUAUCGAGUCUAUUCACAAGUUGAGCCAUGGCAGUUUAGUUCUAAAAACUUGACAAUACGAUUCUAGUGUAUAGUGUUAAAAGGAUUGGUAGGAACAAGGCUGCAACAUGAAUGCUCCUUUGUUGACCCUUUUGCAUCAGGUAAUUUAAUAGGAAUGUUGUUUUGCUCUGCAUACUUCACCUGGAGACAUUUUUCUAAAUUCUAUGAGAUAUCAGGUGUCCCAUGUCUCUCGGAGGUUGUGGGAGUGUAACAAAAAUCAAGAUGCCCCACAUACCUCAGCAAGCAAGAAAAAAAUCUUCCUAAAAUUGACACAUUUGUUGAAGUCAGCUUGUGAUGGCUAUCACAAUGCACAGGACAAAAUACAUUUGUUGAGAAGGUCAUUCAACCAAAUCUGUAGAAGUAUCCUCUCACAACUUGGGACCCUUAAGAUGUAGAAAAAUAUAGUUUGUUUUUUCCAGAUAUGUAUGGCUUAAGUAUGCCUUAUCUAAAUGUCUGAUAAAACAUUGUAUAUUGGUUUAGAUUUGAAUGUUUUAUUUUACUGGUAUUAUAUCCAAGAAUUUUUUUAGAACACAU
Messenger RNA from Anneissia japonica, 2527 nucleotides. Its product is annotated as ras-related GTP-binding protein A. The coding region runs from base 373 to 1332 and encodes 319 amino acids. Gene Ontology annotation, molecular function: GTPase activity; GTP binding. The transcript is spliced from 9 exons. The record is from RefSeq and is a predicted model, not a curated record. Gene Ontology annotation, cellular component: nucleus; lysosome; Gtr1-Gtr2 GTPase complex. NCBI's taxonomy places the organism in Eukaryota, Metazoa, Echinodermata, Crinoidea, Comatulida, Comatulidae. Gene Ontology annotation, biological process: regulation of autophagy; cellular response to starvation; positive regulation of TOR signaling.